AAUCCCAGCGUCCAAUGACGACACGGCUCCUGCCCACUUUCCGCCUAUCAGAGACAGUUGUUGUUUGGCCUCCGCCCCCAACCUUAUUACCGGCAAAGUUGCGCUCUUCACACACGAACACUAUUACCUUUUGGCUGAGUAGACGAUCGUUUCGCCUUUAUUAGCUUGGAUCAGCUUAAUACUAGAGCCCGAGAACUGUAAUUUUAACUAAACUAACUAAAUCUUAGCGUGGAAAUUGGAAUCUUCCAUCUCUGUUUCCAUGGUGACGGCCGACUCCGUCCUGACUAAGAUCAUACCCAGUGCACGGCGCUGUAGAAUCACUUCUGCGUCGGCAUUUGUGAUUAUUUAAACAUACAAUGCAGUUUGCGUACUGGAUUCGGCGUCGAUAUUUUUUGGUCCAAUCCACGAAUACUCCCCUACUGAAGUAGUUGCGUCCGCCAUUGUACCCGGAAGCUGCGUGUUUUGAAAGGAAGCGUGCAGAGGCUUGUCAGCGAAGAACCAGCUUAUUUCACUGGAUCACCUCGACCAGCAGUGACAAGUCCCAAUCACCUGUCAGCGCUGAGACAAAGUCCUUGGUUCAAACCUGAGAGGGGGUCGCGUGUUUACGCACCUGACGAAGGGCUGCUGACCCCUCCCCCCUCAGUGUACCCCAUUGGCUAAAGAGGUGUGAAGUAACCCCACCACGUGUCGUUCUCUUGCAGUUGGUCAGGCACCCUGUUUCUAGGAUGAGCUCUGUACCAGAAUGGGUGCUGAUUUCCCUCAUAGCAGUCCUAGUAGUAAUUCUACUUCUCACCUUGUUUGCCUUAGCUGUGUAUUCAGGGCUGCUCACAGAAGUAGAGGUUCGGGCAGGGCCCCCGCCUAUUCGAGGUGUGGUGUUGGCCUACAAAUUUCGAGUGGGACCUUAUGAUGAAAGUGGGAAUUUGUAUACAGAAAACGUCAGUCUUGCUCCGAAGUUGGUGUCCAUUGGGGUUUACUAUGACAACCCCAUGAAGGUCCCUGUGGAGUUUUGCAGAUAUAUAGUGGGCAGUAUUCUCAGUGAAGGAGAUGAAAAGCCACUUCCGGAUCAUGUCAGAAUAUUCCGUAAACAUGGCUUCAAGUUCUGUGUUUUGCCAGAAGUAAAUCAUGCAGUUAUGGCUACCUUCCCAUAUACCACCCCUUUCUCAAUCCAGCUCGCAACUACCCGAGUUCAUCCAGCACUGGAGAAAUAUGUUAAGGAGAGAAAGCUAUGUGCUCAUCCUUAUUUAGAAAUCUACAAAGGGGACAAGAUAAUCUUCAUGUGCCCACUGUCUCGCCAGGAUGAGUUCUAUGUUCCAGAGAUGAAGGAGCUGCUUAGGAAAGAGAAAGGAGAGACAGGGCAGCCUGAGCCUGCAGCUGAACUGGAAUGUUUGUUACCAGAGGAAAUCUUAAGCCUAGACUUGGUCUCUGAGAGCCCAGAAGAACUGGAAGGUGAAGGUGCGCAGAAGAAGAGACAUGCAGACAGUGAGAGGAGUCACAGCGAGUCAGGGGCUAGUGGUUCCUCGUUCGAAGAAUUGGACUUGGACAGCAGUGGGGCAGUUGCAAAGGCCCAGAUGGACCCUCAUAACAAGUGGAGCCAGAAGACAACAGAAUCAUUGGAAAAAGAGAGAGCAGAGGAAUAAGGCAGCAUGCGCAUCAGGCCCCUUUUUCAUUUACUUUAUUACUUUGCUUCCUAGUUGUUAUGUCUUCAGAAGUCCUUGUCAUACUCUGUCCAUGUUACCUUUUGUGCUUAUUUUUAUAUAUAUAUUUUUUUUUUACUUUUCAUAGAGACAGUGUAAACUCUCGAAGAAGAUUCAUAUGGGUUGUUAGUCCAGAAUGCUCAGGAUGAUUCAGAGUAAUGUUUGUAAGUUAUACUUGAAAAAAACAAUCAAUAUCUCACAAAGUACAGACCAAGGAAUAUGUGUUCUUAUGACUUAAGAGACAUUUACUGUGUUAUGCACACAGGGACAGAGUCCUAUAAUCCUUGGCAAUCAAUUAGUUAUUUUCUUUCAACAUUCUAACUGCAAUCAGCAGUCAAAGCUAACGCUCUUAACUUAUUUGUUGCUAUGGUUUACUGAACUGGGGGAAACCAUGUCCAUGUUUGUGCAUAGUGUUGCAUGCCUUUCUUUACUGUGUUUCCUCAACCUAACAUUUUUUCAUGGAGCAUCUAAUACAGAGGUGACGUCUAUCACAGACUGGUAACAUGAAGCACUUGGUUGCACCACGAUAGUCUAUGGGUGCUGGGUGCAGCAGUGAAACAAAUGUAAAGUUGAGGUGUCAUAAAUAAGUAAACCAUACAAAUGUUUGCUUAAGGAACCACAAUAAUAAAUCAUUCAAUAAUUAAAAAUAUAUCAGAAUAAAAAAAAUUAAGAA
This is a messenger RNA of Xenopus laevis (African clawed frog), 2367 nucleotides long. It is a transcript of the gene tex264.L, whose product is annotated as testis-expressed protein 264 homolog. The record is from RefSeq and is a predicted model, not a curated record. Gene Ontology annotation, biological process: reticulophagy; protein-DNA covalent cross-linking repair. Gene Ontology annotation, cellular component: endoplasmic reticulum membrane; replication fork; autophagosome membrane. Lineage: Eukaryota; Metazoa; Chordata; Amphibia; Anura; Pipidae. The transcript is spliced from 4 exons. Bases 726 to 1637 code for a protein of 303 amino acids.